Messenger RNA from Nannizzia gypsea CBS 118893, 819 nucleotides. RefSeq lists its product as hypothetical. The transcript is spliced from 3 exons. NCBI's taxonomy places the organism in Eukaryota, Fungi, Ascomycota, Eurotiomycetes, Onygenales, Arthrodermataceae. The coding region runs from base 1 to 819 and encodes 272 amino acids. Gene Ontology annotation, cellular component: mitochondrial inner membrane. The record is from RefSeq and is a predicted model, not a curated record. Gene Ontology annotation, biological process: potassium ion transport; proton transmembrane transport.
AUGCGUCUCUUCCUGAUCCCGAUCUCGACGGGCCGUACGCUCAUCUACUGCAAGAAGGUCGACGCUGCGGUGCCGGCCAAGCAGCUGAGCUACCUCGAUCGCAUCACGAACAAGGCGACGGCGACCUGGGCGAAGUGGGAGGCUGCAGAGAAGGGCUGGCAGAAGACGCUGGUCACCUACGGCCACCGGGCGCUGCAGCGGAUUCCCUACGAGGAAUGGGGGCUCAAGAGCGUGCCGCCGUUGAGCUCGCGGCGGGAGAUGGAGGAGCUGCAGGCGCGCAAGCCGGUGGAGCUGCUGUACCCCAAGAAUGCGAUCAAGACGAGCAGGGUGAUGGGCCUGCUGGAGCAGCUGGCAACGGAGAGACAGCAGCUGCAUCGGAAGCGCAUGUGGUGGAGCAUCGUCGUUGCGCCCUUGACGGCUCCCUUUGCCCUGGUGCCGAUUAUACCUAAUAUACCCUUUUUCUUCUUCUGCUACCGCGGCUGGUCGCACUGGAGAGCACUGGGAGGCUCGAGGCACCUGGAGUUUCUGCUAAAAGAGAAUCUGAUCCAACCUAGAUCAUUGACAGACCUGGAGAACGUCUAUCUACGGCACUUCCCUCGCAGGGACGGGGUGGAAGAUACGAUGGUUGAUGAGAAGAAGGAAGAGAAGAAAGAUGCGCCUGGCUGUGAAGACGGCCACUGCGCCGAGGAGGUGAUGCUGCUCAAGGACACCGACGGCAAGGCCCUGGCCAAGAUGCUGGAUGCCCCUGAGCUCGUUGCCGAGGUCGAACGAGCCGUCCAUCAGGUUCAACAGCAGCUGGACCAGAAAAAGCAGUCCUAA